This is a messenger RNA of Cydia pomonella (codling moth), 6794 nucleotides long. RefSeq lists its product as uncharacterized. The record is from RefSeq and is a predicted model, not a curated record. The transcript has 3 exons. NCBI's taxonomy places the organism in Eukaryota, Metazoa, Arthropoda, Insecta, Lepidoptera, Tortricidae. The coding region runs from base 1 to 600 and encodes 199 amino acids.
AUGACUUCUACUGAGAUAAUCCGGGCGGCGUGCUCAACACCAAACUUAACAAAGGGUCAGGCAAGCCGCACCGCCCUGAACCGCUUCGACCCUAAGUACGCCUCGUUCGGGCCGCGCGCGCCGCGCCUGCGCCCCGCCGCGCCCGCGCCGCCGCUCGCCACCUUCACCCCGCACCCCCAGCACCCCCAGCACCCCCAGCACCCCCAGCACCCCCAGCACCCCCAGCACCCCCAGCACCCCCAGCACCCCCAGCACCACAACCCGCACCCGCCCCGCCCGCAGCUGCCCCGCGAGCUCCCGAGGGAGCCGAGAGAGCAAAGGGAGCAGCGCGAGCCGAGGGAGCAAAGGGAGCAAAGAGAGCAAAGGGAGCCGAGAGAGCUGCCGCGGGAGCCGAGGGAGCAGGAUAAAUAUGCUACGGUGCGGCCGCCGAGACGGACGGAACCGCAGCCGCUGUCGGCCGCCGCGCUCGAGUAUAGAUCGCUCCAGCGGCCGCGGCGCCAGCAGCCGGCGCCCAACACGGGCACCACGCACCGCCGCCGCCCCGAGCGCCCGCAGCAGCAGCACGACCACCGCGACCUCUACGCCGUCACCGAGCUCUAAACUCUAUCCUUAACCUGUAAGGUGCAAAUUUAAAUACGGCGCAAACGGCGCUUACGACCUUCUUACUUUAUGGAGCGUUGCCAUCGCGACUUAUUGGACUCUUUAGCUUUAUCCUCAAGGCGCAAGGCGCAAGGUGCCGCCGCCUACAUGCUGUCAUUGAACUUUAAACCCUAUCCUUUGCCUCCCAAGGUGCGAUCUCCGGCGCGACACGAACGACGAAUACCACCUCACAGUGCAGUGAUUCGAAUUUCGAUUUUAAAAUUCGAACGUCUCCAAUCGAGAAGUGUUGAAAGUGCUAAGAGUGAAAACGGUUGGUACUAAGUUAUUAAAAGACUUUGAAACGACCCCGUGUUUUUAGAGUAAAUACGGUAGUCGAAGCGAUACUUAAUGAAUUUUCGAAAUAAAUGUGACAUUUUUAUCUAACUGUUCGUAAACGGUCAGUAUUCUUUUCGUCACGUUUGUGGCGUCCGAAAGUUUUUAGCUAAAUUUUAAAAACGUUUAGUAGAGUGAUUAAUUAUAAAGGAUAUCUUAUUAGAACCAUAGUGAAGCGGUUUUUCUUGCCAUAAGCAUGCAAUAAUUGUAAUUUGUGUUGUUGAAAAUGGAGACUAUUAAGUAAGAAUGCUCAAAUCACAAGGAAUAAUAAAUGUACUUGGUCUAAUGUGUGUUUCAGAACGGCGUUAAUUUAUUCAAACAUUAGUUAAGAGAUUUUUUAAUAGCACAAAUAUUUAACAAAAUUUUGAUGCGGGUUUUACCACUUUGGAAAAGGCCUAUUGUUUUUACUAGUUUUUCAUAAAUUAGAAUGAUUUUUGGUAAAAAUGUGACCUUACUUUUUCUCGUAUCAUUUGAUCAUGUCCACAUGAAGGCUGUGCCAGUAAAGUUUAACGACCAAUAACAUAAUUUUUUGAAAACUUUCUUAUUAAAAAAUAAAGUAAAAAUACAAAAAUUUCUCAAGAGUCCUCUCUUGUCUGACUGUGUGUUUUUGAAUCGGUUUUCGCUCAAUAGACGUAAGUAACUCUGGUUAAGACAACGGAUAUUGAAACUUAUCUGUUGGUAUUUAGACGCUUUUUAGCGGAAGUGCUAGAAAGAUGCCAAAUAGUAGGGAGUUACACUUGGCAAGUCAUAGUGGCUGAAAUCGGAAUAUUUUUUUUCGAAUUUCAAAUGUAAACGCAACGGUAUAACAACAAAUGUAUUCAUUGCAAAAAGUAUGAGUUUAGACCUUGUGUCAUUUGAAAUUCGUCUGGAAAUUCCGAAGCAGCAUUAGCAAGGCUUGAAGCCUGUAGAAACCUGUCUUAACGUGUACAUAUAUAACUGUAAUAUAUGACUCGAAGUUACUGUAGUGUGUGUGAACGUUUUAUUGACUUGUAUAUUUGAACGGAUAACCUAGAACCUCUUAUGAUGCUCCGUGAUCCAUCAGCUAGGUUUUCCAAGCUUUUAUCUUGUUGCAAAAGGAACCUUGCUGUAAGCAAAAUAAUGUUCAAAGUCGAAUGCGUAAGAGAUUGGAAAAUUUAGAUGAUCAAAGUCAGCUCAAUACGGACUGGAAACGUAGCAAACCUUUUGUAAAUAGAUGUAGUCUUCUUAAUCUUAAAUAGCGUAGACUUUUUAAUUUAAUGUUUAAUCGAACUUAAUGAACAUUCCAUCUCGAGGGUAUUGGAAUUUCAACUUUGAACUUCUGUAAAUAAGGUUCAAAUGAACUGUUAUGUGACAAAGUAGGAUUGGAUGAUAUUUAAGAUAAUUAACGUACUGCUAUCGCUGUAACACCACAAUUAUAUUAAUAAUAAUAUUAAAGAAAUGUGAUCAUGAAAGGUUAGAACAAUUUUGACGAUCAUUUUUGAUUAGUCUUAAUUUGUAAGUGUUUAAGUUAUUUUUCAUUUCUAAUAAUUAUCUGGUGACUAAGCGCUUGGAAGUUUCGCGUUUAGUCACUCUUGGUGCAUUUCUCUUUACUAUGAAGUAAAGGAGGAAAACAUAAUACUUACUAAUAGUAAAUAAAUUAACCUAACUUAUUUUAGAUAAGUACAAGGUAAAAAAACAAGAUGGCGCAGGAGAGCUGUCAAAAGCAUGUUUUGUAUAAUUUAUAUCUGUAACGCCAAUUUCCUGGUCACUUUUCUAAUGUAUAAAAUAGUCUUACUAUACUCUGGCAAACCCACUUUGUCAGUAAAAAAGGCGGAAAAUUCAUAUUUUCUAUGGAAAUUCCCGCCGCUUUUUUCUACUGACGAAAAUGGCCUGCAAAACUAUAGCUAUUAUUAAAGCGUAGUUUUAAGUGAACAGGUACCAUUUACAGAGCGGAAAUGUUUUGUACUUCAGUAUUACUAGAGAAUUUUGUGAGACUUUACAACGAGUUUAGUACAUUUUUUAAGACCUUUUUUUUCAUAAGUUUCACGGUACCGCAAGCAGUGUAUUCGCCAAAGAUAAUGCAUAAUUUAAUUUAAUUAGUGCUAAGUAUUAAGGUUAGGCUUAAAAUAUAGGAUUGAGGACGGUCAUAUUGCAUUUUUUCAGAUUAAACUAAAAAAAAACCACCGCAUUAUGAAGCACAUAAAUAGAGAGGUCACCAUACAUAGCUAAACUUUUUCAAGUAAAACGCUACACCGCUAGGCAUCUUAUAUCAUUUUAUACUAUAACAGCCAAUGUUUACCAAUACAUAUUACUCAUUUUUGUAGAUAUUUUUAAUUUACAUGGAUCCAAUUGAAAUAAACGGUCCCGCUCCCAUACCAAAUUAAUGCGAUGAUAUGCCUAUGGAAGGUUUAUUUCAGGCAACUAGUGGCCCUUAGAUUAAAUAGACACAGACAUAGACAUCAUUUAUUGGUAAUAAGGUAGACAGAUCGCAAUUUUCAAACUUAUUUCUACACAACUUAUAUUCAUUAUGUUUAUAUCAAUUUAAUAUAUCACUAUUCUUUGUAAUCGAUAAAUUAGUUAACGUCCUGGGUUUCAAUAUCCUAAUACUAGUACAAAUUACCUGCAAUGAAAUUUAAAUAUUAAUUAAAUAUAACAGAGUUGCUUUUGUUUGGUUUCGUUCGAUUUUCAAACAAAACAAAUUCAACUCUAUUUUCUGAUACCAUUGAUUCAAAUUCGAUUGCCAAUCUUGUACGGUGGGCCUCUAGAGGUAAUAACUAUCAAAGCUUUGUUUGACGAGCCAAUUUUUUUGCCCUGUUUUAAAGGAACUAAGCGUGCUUGUGGUAGAGACUGGCAGCUUGUUGUAUACUACCGGACUAAACAUAAAUAUCUCAAAACAAGCAUAUACUGAGUAUUGUAUUGUAUUUUAUGUAAUUAUUAUAAAAAAUACAUCUUAAAACUAAAAACGAUGCAUUACGUAACUCCGCAGUGUCGCCGGCCGCGAUACCGCCGGAACUUGACACCCUUCGGUUAAAAAGAAAUAAUUAAAAUUCGCAUUGUGUCGAGACUCCAACUGCGUGAUUUUCAGGACGUAUCCGGAUAGGUCCUACCAGUAAAGUCCGGACUUUACUGGUACAAUAUGAUAUCAUCGACCUCCGUAAGGUAGUGUAACCGGGACAUAUACAGCAGCGUGGUUGGUGCAGACCUAUGUGUGGUGACUGCUAUUAUUUUAUAUGCUUUGAAAUGAGGUGUUUUCUGUUUAAUUUGAUGCGCUAUGACCGUCUUUGACAUGUUUCAGACAUGGAUUAUGUGCGGUUUGUUUCAAAAAUACAAUCCUGCUAGGAAUUGUCUAUGCUUUUCUUUACCUUUUGUUAAUAUUGAACUGGCUGUUUUUUUUUAAAUUUAUUUUUUCUAUGGCAGGUAUGUAAUUUUGGAACAAGCUGUAUUCUUGUUAAAAUUCUAAGAUUAUGUCGACAGUCGUAGGCAUGGGGUUAACAUUAUAUUAUUUAUGAGUUAAAUUCCUUAUUUAUUAAGAAAUGUAAUUUAAUUCAUUAUCUGAACUAAUCUUCAUAUCUAUAUCUUUACGACCAUGUUGCUCUGUUCGUUAAAUGGCUUAUAGUAUUUUUCACAUGGUUUGGGUACGGUGAGUGAUUUACGGCAAAGAUAAUUUGAAAUAGAGGUGUAUUGUCAAAGAAAACUUUGUAGCCAUGUACAUUUAUUGCCAUCUUUCGACACAUGAUUACAACUUCAAGAACUUAAUUUGACUUUGAUCCUUAUUUUUUCACUGAUAUGUGUUAAAGUUGUUAAAUAUCAAAAAGUGGCGCCAUCUUACCGGGCGCCAUCGCUUGAAACGAUGUCGCCAUACCUUUGGCCUUUGAUUCUAUUUCAAAUUCUCUUUGGGUACGAUGCGUUUUAAGGUUAUAAAUUGUAUGGAGAUGACAGCUGUCCUCAAGGUGUAUGAAAUAUACUAUACUUAUCAUGUAUACACUGGAUGUACUCUCAGGAACUACUAUCGCGUCAGUCAGCGAAUGAGUGAGUGGUUAUACUAGUGUAUACUGUUGGGUGAUGAAUGAUGAAUCACCCAGACGAAGUGAUCAGAACUAACUUUUUUACGCUAAUCGCUCUUUCGAUACAAGAAUUAAUUUAAAGCGUAACGAGCUUGUUACCUGUAUCUUCUUUGUCUAAAAAAAUUGUUAACUGAAUUUCCUAUGAAUUUUACAGUUUUUUAAACAAUAGUCAGCAACUGAAUGCCAAGAAGACUAGGCUUUCCUUAAAAUUUCUGAUCAAUUAUAUUGUUCCUGACAACAUUUAGUAAUCACCCAAUUUAGAGGUGUGUUGGAAUAUAUAUUUUCAUGAAAUGAAUCCGGGUGAUAUAUUAUAUAUCAAAAAACUAUCAUUUAGUUAUAAAAUCUGUUUAUAUAUAAUAAGUUGUAGCCAUAAUUUUGUGUACGACCUGAAUGGACAAUCGAGCGAGGCGUGCAGCGGCGCUUUGAAACAAAUGAAAACGUAUACAAACGGUACAGUGCGCGCUACCGCUUGGCACCACGCUGCCCGCCCCGACGCACGCUCUGCUGGACGCUCGCCACCCAUGCCGUACACUAUCGGAUCGACUGCCGAGCAUAAUCUGAGCAUUCUGGUUCUGAAUGCAAUAAAUUAUCUAUCUGAUAAGUUACACCGUUUCCAUGUAAUUACUGCACAAUAUUUAUCACAGUAACUAUCUAAUAAAUAGUUGUAAUAUUUGUUACUAGCACAGAGUUGAAAGACAGGCAGGCGAGGGUCGAUGAGGCAAAACUGGGAUUUAACAACACGCCGAUUUACGUGCGAUACAUACACACCGCUUGACUCCUUGAGUUGCGUAGAUAUGUAGCCUCGCUCGGCAUUUUCUGUCGCAUACAUAUGUACCUAUAAAACGGAGUGUCAGAGGAAUUGUUCAGAUAAUUUGUCGCUUAUUUGAAUUAUUUCUACCACUAACCACUUAGAUGGUUACCAGUCUUCAAUUUGUGUUUUUUCAGAAACUUCCUGUCGAGAAAUUGUAGUGUCUGAGUAUGUGUGCGUGCGAAACCGGCUUGUCAUGAAGUUAAAGUUUGUCUACGGCGACCAGUUUGUCUCUCUGUCAACUCUGUGAUUACUAGAUUACUUUUCUAAUUUGAAAUUAUAUUACUAUUUUAUUUCCUCUGUAGAGACAUUGAAACUAUAAUAGUUACCAUAGUACAUUUUAUUUUGCAUUAUACAUAAUUAAAAAACGACACUGCCGAUGUCUAUAAAAUUGAGUGCCAUAUUUUUGUUGAUUCUUUGAAAAUCUCAAGUUUUGAUUGUGCAUAUAAUUUAUGAAUGAAAAUUAAUCUGAUUUUAGUGUUGGUUAUUUCUUUUUUAGUUUCCGCUUAGAGGCGUUGGUUUGCUUUUUCAUGUCAAUUAUGGUGCGCUCGAUACUCUAUAAACUAUGUAUUUAUUCUACGCAUUGUAAUGUAUUAGAUGCAAUUAUAUAUUUUUUAAAUUUAUUAUCUACGAGUACAUCCAAAAAAGAAACCCAAAAUAAUCAUAAAAUAGGUGAGCUAAAACAAAAAAAGCUGGGUUUUUGUCACCUUUCAGAAAUAACACAAAAAGGGAUAUUUUUUUCGCUUUUGACAUUUUGACUAAGGUUGAAACGUCGAAAUAAGCGGAAUACAAUACAGGAAUGGAAUACAAUAUGGAAAAUGAACUCUAAAAGCCAAAACAAUAAGGUCUUUUAUCUAAUACAUUAUAGUGGGUAGGUUUUUGUAAGUAAGUCUCAUUUCGUGAUGUAACGGCGUGUAUAACGAGGAUAAGUGGUUGAAUAGAUCAAGUGUAUGAGUUUACAAAGAAUUAUAAUAAAUGGAUAAAAAUAUAAA